UCAUCAGGAGAAAAUCAUGCAACUGAACCAUACUACUGAAACUGAAUCCUGAUGCGGCGAUGGGCGCCUCCCAUCCCAGGCGUCGCCCACCGCCGUGCGUUCGCCGCAGCCGCAGCUACGGCUGCAUCCCCCGCCGACGAACUUCUCCGGCAACACAACCGCUCCCUCGCGGCUCUCCUCCGUCGCGGCCGCUUCGACGCAGCCAGGCGCCUCUUCGACGCCAUCCCCGCCCGCAACGUCGUGACUUGGAACUCGUUCCUCGCGGCGCUAGCACGCGGCCGCGACGUGAGCGCCGCGCGGGCCUUUUUCGCCUCUAUGCCCGUCCGGGACGCCGUGUCAUGGAACACGCUCCUCGCUGCCUACUCCCGCUCUCCGCACCCCGACCACCUCGCCGACGCGCGCCGGCUGUUCGACGAAAUGCCACAGCGCGACGCGGUCACCUGGAACACCCUCCUCGGCGCCUACGUGCGCCGCGGGCUCAUGGGCGAGGCUGAGAAGCUAUUCGGUGAGAUGCCGCAGAGGAACAUCGCUUCUUUUAACACGAUGGUCACCGGGUUCUUUGCUGCUGGCCAGGUGAACAAGGCCCUUGACAUGUUCGAUGCGAUGCCUGUCAAGGACUCCGCCUCGCUGAGCACGAUGGUGUGUGGGUUAACGAAGAACGGCCGGUUGGAUGAGGCAGAGGAGCUGUUGACAAAGCGCUUGAGGGUGACGGACAUGGACAAGGCUGUUGAUGCCUACAAUACGCUGAUUUCUGCGUAUGGUCAAGUUGGGAGGGUGAACGACGCUAGGAGAUUAUUUGAUAUGAUUCCCAGAGGUCAGUACCAGCCCAAGAUGGGCAACAUGAGGGUCUUUGAGAGGAAUGUUGUGUCAUGGAACUCAAUGAUGAUGUGCUAUACAAAAACCGGAGAUGUUUGCUCAGCAAGGACACUGUUUGACGAGAUGCCGAUUAAGGACCUCGUAUCAUGGAAUACUAUGAUUGCUGGGUACGCGAAGGUGUCAGAUAUGCAGGAAGCAGAGAAACUGUUUUGGGAAAUGCCUGACCCUGAUGUAGUGUCUUGGAAUUUAAUAAUACGAGGAUUCACACACAUAGGCGAAGUUGAGAAUGCCCGUAGGUUUUUCGAUAAAAUGCCAGAGCGUGGGACCAUUUCCUGGAAUACAAUGAUAUCAGGUUAUGAGCAAAAUGGGGACUACGAUGGUACAGUCAAGCUAUUUACACGUAUGCUAGAAGUUGGUGGGAUGCCUGAUCGGCACACCCUCUCUUCCGUUCUAGCAGCAUGUGCGUCGCUCCCUAUGUUGCGCCUUGGAACUCAGCUCCACCAACUUAUUGAGAAGUCGUUUCUGCCAGAUACUGCAACUAGCAAUGCCCUUAUAACAAUGUACUCCAGAGGCGGGGCACUAACCGAGGCGGAAGCCAUCUUCAAGCAGAUGCAAACGCAAAAAGAUUUCAUGUCUUGGAAUGCACUGAUAGGAGGUUAUGAACACCAUGGUCGAGCUACAGAAGCUUUGCAACUUUUCGAAGAAAUGACGAGUGCCAGGGUUAUGCCAACACCCAUAACUUUCAUUACUCUCUUGAGUGCAUGCGGAAAUGCUGGCCUUGUCUCUGAAGGAUGGAGGGUUUUCCGCACCAUGGUUCAUGAGUAUGGCAUUGCUGCUAGGAUUGAGCACUAUGCAGCACUUGUCAAUCUCAUAGGUCGACAUGGUGAGCUUGAUGAUGCAUUGGAGGUAAUCAAUAGCAUGCCAAUUGCUCCAGAACGAUCUGUGUGGGGAUCUUUCCUCGGAGCCUGUACGGCGAAGAAGAAUGAACAACUGGCUCACAUGGCUGCAAAGGCAUUGUCCAAGAUUGACCCUGAGAGUUCUGCUCCAUAUGUUUUGAUUCAUAACUUGCAUGCUCAUGAGGGGAAGUGGGGAAGUGCGUCUGUUGUAAGAGAAGAGAUGGAACGUCAAGGUGUUCACAAGCAUCCUGGGUACAGCUGGAUUGAUCUGCAUGACAAGGUGCAUGUCUUCAUCUCAGGGGAUACCUCGCAUCCCCUUAUCCAGGAGAUUUUUUCAGUCCUAAAAGGUUUCGACAUGUCAUGCCGAGAUUGGAGCUAGACGGUCCGAAGCUGCACAAUUCAAGAACCGUGGAGCUGAGCAAAGAAACUCAAGUGAGUUCAUGUUACUCCUACUUACUUUUUUUUUACGUGUACUCCUACUAAUUCGGUACAUAUGGAUUUUGCACAUUCUACUUUUAUGUGUUGUUCCACAUUUAAUCAUGAAAAUGUGUUGACACGUAAUUCUUUCUGAAACACACACGUUCAAGACCCUGUUCAGCAGAUCCCACUACAGUUGCAAUCACAGAUUUACACAUACGUUCAUUUUCUAGUAACAUCAUUUGGUUUUAAGCCCCUUAAACGAUCAAUAAUAUGUGUGCAUGGCUGCCUAUUUAAUGUAAUACCCCACCAUGGAGUACUGUACUCUAAUCCAGUACUAGUGCUCAAACCACCAUGUAGAAAGAAGCACCCUUGCCUAAUGAGCUCUUUGAAUCUGAUGAAUUGUGCCUUUAACCAAAACAUUCAAAGCAUUGCUUUGAAUGUCCCCCGCAAAAAAAAAAUGCUUUGAAUGUGUCAAGCAAUGCACAAAUAAGUGAGAACGUAUGCCCCCAAACCCUCACUUCUUGCUUAUACAGCUAUACUGUCAUACAUGUUAAGCUUACCUUUUGAUUUUGUGAGUAAUUAAGGUGGAUAACUGGAAUAGUUCAAGGCCGAACAGAAGCAGAAACAAGUUGAAUUACAGUUCGGUAAAGGUAAUGCGCGUUAGCAGAAAGAAGGGUGGAUGGAUGACGAAAGUCUGUGCCCAGUUAGUCCUAAUCAUGCAUCAGAACUUAUAGUUCUAAGAAAUAUAAAUAAUAAUAUAUCUGUAAAACAAAACAUGCAGACUCUAGGCGAAAAGUUUUGAUUAGCCAUUAUCCAUACUCUUAAAUGUACGAAACCCAAGGCAUGUUAUGCUAUUUACCAAGACUAAUUAUUACCAUGCAGCCAAUCACACAAUUACUCCCUUUUUUGUAACUCCCGAUCCAUUAGCCACUCUUUGAAUUAAUUCCUCGCAUGAUUUUCAAUAUGAGCCGUUUCCAUGCACCAAGUGAUACCAGCAUUUAAGAGCCGGCUUUGCCUUUCAUCCGCUCCAUAUAUAUUUGGCUACCCACGUUCUAGUCUUGUCUUCAUCAGUUCUCAUCACAGUAUUUGUUUGCCCACGAUCUAGUUCUAGAGAGAAUGGAUUGCAACGAAGAACAGAGGUACGUUUAUUCUUCUAUCAUGCAGUGAGAUUGUGCACAGUGUGCAUCAAGAAGUAGUACAAUUGUUUUUGCUAAGUUGAUCUAUCUUAUUUACCAUGGACCAGCUUGUGGCCUUAUUGGCCAAGUGAUUGGCUUGAUAAUUUCCUGCUUGAGGAAGAAGCACUCCUCUCCAAUCUACCCUUCCCGAGCUUCUGUUGUGAACCAUUAUGCUCUACUGGCUCCGCCGUUAGGCAGAG
Lolium perenne is the source of this 3507-nucleotide messenger RNA. Its product is annotated as protein RKD3. Gene Ontology annotation, molecular function: RNA binding; DNA-binding transcription factor activity; protein binding. Gene Ontology annotation, biological process: RNA modification. The record is from RefSeq and is a predicted model, not a curated record. NCBI's taxonomy places the organism in Eukaryota, Viridiplantae, Streptophyta, Magnoliopsida, Poales, Poaceae.